This is a messenger RNA of Sebastes umbrosus (honeycomb rockfish), 3747 nucleotides long. It is a transcript of the gene cbfa2t2, whose product is annotated as CBFA2/RUNX1 partner transcriptional co-repressor 2. Gene Ontology annotation, molecular function: transcription corepressor activity. Gene Ontology annotation, biological process: DNA-templated transcription; negative regulation of DNA-templated transcription. Gene Ontology annotation, cellular component: nucleus. The transcript has 11 exons. Lineage: Eukaryota; Metazoa; Chordata; Actinopteri; Perciformes; Sebastidae. Bases 471 to 2276 code for a protein of 601 amino acids. The record is from RefSeq and is a predicted model, not a curated record.
GAGGGGUGAGAGGCUCAGAGCUUGAGAGAGAGAGCGCAAGAGAGGAAGCAAAUCCAAUGAGAGAAAGAAAGAGAGUUAAAGAGAAAUACAUACAGCAUCGGAGGGAGAUUGAGGGAGCGAGAUAGAGAGAGCUUCACAUGAGAGAGACAACAAAGACACAGACAGAAAGUCAGAUAGAGAGAGAGAGAUUGUGUGUAGUAGUGCAGCGCUGUGCUGGUCUACUCGGUAAUCUGUCUCCAUCUGGGUGCCAUCUGUGUCUCUGGCUCUGGCCUUCGCCACACUGGAGCUCACAUAUGUGGGAAUGCAAACACAUGCCUGACAUAUGAAGGCGUGGAGUCACAGAAGAAGAGACAAAAAGGAAAAGGAUAAGAAAGCGAAAAACCCCGGCCGACACAGCUGACUUUCUCUAAAAAGGACUGAAGAGUGGACUCUACUAGAGUGGAGACAGUAGAGAGAAGAAGAGCCCUGCCAUGCCCGGUUCUCCUGUGGAUGCUAAGACUCAUUCCAGAUCAGCCCCCAGCAGCAGCAGCGCCAGCUCCACCAUGCCACCCCUGCCCUCCGUCAACCCCAGCGGCCCUCGCCCGGCCUCCUUCUCCACCACAGCAUUGACCAACGGGAAUCACCAUUCCCCACCGACCCUGAACGCAGUGCCGUCUCCGCCGCAGCGCUACAGCAACGGGCCGUCCUCCUCCUCUUCCUCGUCGCUGGCGAACCAGCAGCUGCCGGCCACCUGUGGGGCUCGCCAGCUGAGCAAGCUGAAGCGUUUCCUGACCACGCUGCAGCAGUUUGGCAACGACAUCUCUCCCGAGAUCGGAGACAGCGUCCGAAGCCUGGUCCUGGCCCUCGUGAAUUCGACAGUUACCAUCGAGGAGUUCCAUUCGCGGCUUCAGGAGGCCACCAACUUCCCCUUACGGCCCUUUGUUAUUCCUUUUCUCAAGGCAAACCUUCCCCUUCUGCAGAGGGAGCUCCUCCACUGCGCACGGGCAGCCAAGCAGACCCCAGCCCAGUACUUGUCCCAGCAUGAGCAUCUCCUGCUGAGCACCACCAUGGCCUCCUCUCCAGACUCCUCCGAGCUGCUGAUGGAGCCUCCGGAGUCCAUCGCCACCAAGAGACACAGCCCCAACAGAGCUAAAGAAAACGGUUUCCACGAACGUCCGCCCGCGGCCCUGGAGCCCGCCGCCAAACGAAUCUGCACCAUCAGCCCGGCCCCCCGACACAGCCCCGCGCACCCGCUGCCCCUCAGCGCCCAGCUCCACCCGACCCCUCCGCCCCUGCAGCACUACGCCCUGGACGACAUCGCAGCGCCGCACAUCCUGCACCGCGAGCACAGCCAGCGCAUGUUGGAGAUCCGCGAGCUCAAAGACAGGCCCAGGCUCCCUGGCACUAACGGGGGCUACCGCGAGGAGCCGGUGGACCACAGGCUGACAGACAGAGAGUGGGCUGAUGAAUGGAGGCAUCUGGACCAUGUGUUGAACUGCAUUGUGGACAUGGUGGAAAAGACACGGAGGUCGGUGAGCGUGCUCAGGCGAUGCCAGGAGUCAGAUCGCGAAGAGCUCAACUACUGGAGACGGCGUUCGAGCGAGCAGGAGGACCCACGCAAAGGAGGCUCAGGCUCCGCUCCGUUCUCCAAGACACACAGCCCCCACUCUGCAGAGCCUGCAGACUCCCAGCGCGACUUUGCUCCGCGGCCAGGCUCAGCAUACGUUACAGAUGAGAUCUGGAGGAAAGCUGAAGAAGCGGUGAAUGAGGUCAAACGUCAGGCCAUGGAUGAGGUCCAGAAGGCCGUGGCGGAGGCCGAACAGAAGGCUUUUGAAAUGAUCGCUUCUGAGAGGGCUAAGAUGGAGAAGACUCUGGUCGAUGCGAAGAAGAAGGCUAAAGAGGACGCCAUCCUGGUCAUCAACGAACAGGAGGAUUCCAGCGAGUGUUGCUGGAAUUGUGGCCGCAAAGCCAGCGAGACGUGCAGCGGCUGCAACGCCGCUCGCUACUGUGGCUCCUUCUGCCAGCACAAAGACUGGGAGAGGCAUCACCUCAUCUGCAGCCCAGGACUUCAGGCUCAACCCAAACCAGUUUCCGCCAUCACUGCGAGCAGGGCAGCUGCCACGGCGGCGGCGGCGGCAGCAGCAGCAGCCGGGGUGUCUCCCGUCGGUCUGGCCGGGGUCAAGGCCCCCGACAGCAUUCCUUCAGCGUCCAGUCCUGGUGGAGAGAAAGCAUCGGUCGCCUCUCGCUCCUCCACCCCUUCCACCCCCGCCUCGGCCCCCGAGACCAACGGACACUGAGGAGGCGAAAGACAUCAGCGGUGAACGUGUCGCCUAUCCUUUUUUUUCCUUACUGGGGAACAAUCAGCAGCAAGAGGGAACUAUUUGUGGGUUAAGUUAGGAUAACAGAUUUUUCAUCAUACUCUUUUUGGCAGGAAAAAAGGACAGAUUAUGGAUGACUGUUUGAGUGAUAUGUCAACUGGGACUUUGGCUUUGGCAAAGAACAGAAGGACUCGUCUCGAACGCAUCUAUUGGAUGAACAGAUCUCCCUAACAGAUGGAAACGUGUUUGUCUUCGUCCAAAAAACCCCAAAAUCUUGGAUCUGCGAGGGGCGGAAAAAAAACUGCCAGUUUAUCUCUGGAAGUUAUGAAAGGAAGGCAUAUGAGAAAAGACAGAGAAGAUUGAAGACGCCUCCCCCUCUCAAACCAAUAUUCUCACUUUGUUGUGUAUAGAAUUAAGAUGAUAAGGAGGGGGUGCUGGAAAAUGUAAACAGUGUAAUAGUACCAGCCAUAAAGCAUCCGUCUUCGUCCUGUAGGAAAAGAGUCGUCUCUGCAGUUCCUUCCUGUACAUAUAAAUAUUUUGCUCGCCAACUUCUCGUCAGGUUUUCAUACGUGUGAAUGUGUGUCAAACGGUCGUGCCGUCAGUGAAUAUUGUACAGCAUAAUGAUAACUUUUGUCGAAGCAAUAUUAAAAGUGGAGUGUUCAGGUAUCUCAAGCCGUUUCUGCAUCACCAAAGUCGCUAAAGAUGAGAGAGUCGUCGCCUGUAAAUGUCCUCGUGAACAAGAGAUAAUUAUACACUAACCUUACAUCAUAUCUACUUUUAUAAAACUCUGGUCGCUAUUUUUCAUUUCUGAUCGUCAGACAUCUUCAAAAGAACAGAGAGAGUUGAUGGUGAUUGGAUCAAGUCAGCGCAGGAAGAUGAAGUUAAAAGACUUUAUUCUGGUUGCGGUUUCUUUUUUGGCACUUGUUCGCGUCACCGGUUGCGUGAGGCGGGGUCGGAUGUUGCUCCAAAUCUUCCACCACUGCAAUAUUUGCGUCAGGUAGUUUGUAAUACAGCUUUUCAAAAACAGUUUUUCCACAAAAAAGGAGAUUUAUGACAAUAAAAUCUUUGGAAUUAUCAUAAAGGGAGCUAAUCCUGAACGGUGCUCUCGUUACCGCGGUGCAGGUUUAGAGCAGCGACUCCGUCCCACAGAGAAUCUCAGGAGGCAGCUAAACUGUAUUUCUAUGUACAGAUUGUUCUGUUCUUUUUUUCUUUUGUCGCAGUUAGGUUCAAGAUUUAUCGUACUCUGCUGUUACAACUGAGACAUUGUUCUUGUUUUUUUGUUCGUUGUAAGAUGACUUUGUAAAGAAUAUCAUGAGAGAAUGCCUUUAUUUUGUGAGCCACGACUUUCUUUGUUCCUUUAACACAUUCUUUUGUUAUGAGGCAUCACUUCAUAUGAAAAAAAGAUAUCUUGACAUGAAGUAUGAAAUAAAGAAAUAGAAUUACUUCAAAA